Molecule: messenger RNA, 1176 nt
Organism: Caenorhabditis elegans
Lineage: Eukaryota; Metazoa; Nematoda; Chromadorea; Rhabditida; Rhabditidae
Gene: Y54F10AM.6
Exons: 7
Coding region: 227-991 (254 amino acids)
Source: RefSeq, marked reviewed
AGUACUUGAACGGAAAACUUGUAAGCAGUUUCGGGUGGGAGAUAAUACAGGGGCGCAUCCGGCUACUUCUCUAAUCUCCUUGCAAAUCCUCAUCAUUCAAACCAAGGGGCAGAUCGAAAGGCAAUAAGUGGACGAAUACACAUAGCUGUCGCCGUUUUUAUAAUGAUUGACCUCUUUCGGUCAUAUACAUCUAUUCUCACUAGUUUAUGAGAUCAUCUCUUCACGAAUGAGACUUCUCCUCGGCUUCUGCUUGCUUCCUAUACUUGUGUCCUCCCAGCUAGCAGCAGUCUACUCGGACGCUACAAGAACGGAUGUUUGCAGCAACUGGAGCAGCUGGGGAAAGUGUGUGUGGCCAGAUCAGAAAACUGGGAAACCAUACCUCGAACAAAUCUCCUCAAUUUGCCAACACCAUUGGUUCUACAGUUUUAUAAAACGAUAUGAAAAAUCAUUGAACAGUUUCUACUCAUAUAUGGGAAGUGUACUGAAAUCCAAAAAACCAUGUGGACUCUGCUCUUACAAGCAAUCGUGUGGAUUCGGUGGAGCUGUAAAGUGUAAUCAGAGCCCGUUGUCAGUAGAAGGAACCCGGCCUCUGAUUCCAUUUUAUGUCGCUGAACGAGUUUGCAGUGAGAAAGAUCUUGGAAAGAGUCAAGUGGAUUCUUGUGUUGUUGAUUAUGAUGCAUUGAUGGCAAACGGGAGGGAAUGCCAACUAUGGCCAUCUACAAAAGUGGAUUUAUCAGAUAUUGAGCCAGCAUUCCGUGAGCAUGUCCAUAAUCUUGCGUGGUACACGUGUCUUCCGCAGAACAGAAAACUCCGAAAAGGUCGCGGAAAGAAUAUCAAAUUCCGCACCGAAAAAGUAUGCCGCUGCUGUUGUUUCCCAUUCCGCCCGAAUCCGAAAACUUUCAAAUGUGAGCACGAUCCGGGAAGUGCAGUGGCUCCGGGCAUGGAAUUGUUGGCCGGAGAAUUUAAUCGAAAGAGAAAGAGGGUUCAAUAAAUAAUAUAAUUUGUUCUUCAUCUAAUAUUUAAAUGUGUACAUAGUAUUAUGCAUUAAAUUAAUCAAUAUUAUGAGAAAAAUGUGGAAACAUACAAAAAAGAAAGAAAAGCUAGUAAAUUUGUUUUAAUAAUUCUAAUCUUAAAUUUAAAAAAAUCGUAAUAAUAAUUUAAUAAAUACAUUGUUUU